Messenger RNA from Theobroma cacao (cacao), 2816 nucleotides. It is a transcript of the gene UGT80B1, whose product is annotated as UDP-Glycosyltransferase superfamily protein. Gene Ontology annotation, molecular function: hexosyltransferase activity; UDP-glycosyltransferase activity. NCBI's taxonomy places the organism in Eukaryota, Viridiplantae, Streptophyta, Magnoliopsida, Malvales, Malvaceae. Gene Ontology annotation, biological process: carbohydrate metabolic process. The record is from RefSeq and is a predicted model, not a curated record.
AAUCAGUUUGUCAGCGGAGACCAGACAGAGUGAAGUUUCUUCUUCUUACACGACAGAAAGUCACUCGCUCACAGAUACAAUUCAACUCUUCUCUCUCUUGUCCGAGAACCAAUAUCAAUCAAAACCCCCCCACCCCAAACCCAGAAACUUCAUUUGUUUUACCUUCAAAUUCUCUGCUUUUUCUUUUAAAACUACUUGACAAAUACAGUUUAUAUAUUUGAUUUUGAGGAUACGAACCAGAUAUUUUAUGGGGCUGUAAGGUUUGGAAAAUUUAAGGAUUCAGAUAUGUGGGAACUGUUGUUUGAAGAGUUUUAGAGUUUUGGGGUCAUCUUGGUUUUCCUUAGUGAUUAAGUUUUUAGUCAUUCAGCUAAAUUUUAAAUCUUGAAGAGUUAUGGUCAUAGUGGGGUCUUACUUUUGAAUUUGAUUCUUUCACAUUUGGGGCAUUUGUUUGCUGAGUUGUCAAAUUAGGAUAUUAAGAACUAUAAUUUGGAGGAUUUGGUGGGUGUUUAGUAAUCGAAGAUUUGCAUUGGGUACAAUGGGGAGCAAUGGCGUUGAUCAUCCACUGAAAGAUUUGCAAGAGGAAAAUGUUGGCAAUAGCAGCAAUAGGGGAGUGCUUAAGGACUGUGAACACACAGAUGAAGUAGAUGAAUCAGUGACAGUGGAAUAUAGGUCUUCUGAUGAGCAAUCCUUUUCAAGUUCUUUUGACGAGGAAGAGAAUCACAAGUCAAGUUCAGAACGGAAGUCAUCAGUUCUAGAGAUUUCCAAGGCGAAAGAGUUGAGUGUCACGUCUACUCCCCGAAAAGGCUUGGAUCAUUGUAUCACUGCACCUGUUGGCACUCCUAGAAACCUGUUAAUUGAUGACAAUGAGAUUACAUUCUCUAGGUCAAUGACAGAGAAGAAGACCCCAAGGCAUGAUCUAAAAAUAGAUAGACUCUCAGAAACUGAAAAGGUGAUUGAGAGACUUACACGAUGGAAAAAACUGAUUGUGAACUUUGUCAAAAUUCAAAAUGACGGAACAGUAGAAGUUGAUCUAGCUAAAAGUUCACCUGUAGCUUCAGAACUGUUAGAACUUUCCUCCUUUGAAGGGACAUCUUUCGAUCUUGAUGAUACUUAUUUCUAUGAAACCAAUAAAUCAAUCCCAAGGUUGAAAAUUGCCAUCCUUGUGGUUGGAACAAGAGGAGAUGUACAAACUUUUUUGGCCAUGGCAAAGAGACUUCAGGAGUUUGGUCAUCAUGUUAGGUUGGCAACUCAUGCUAAUUUCAGCAGCUUUGUAAAGUCGGCUGGCAUUGACUUUUAUCCUUUGGGUGGUGAUCCUCGGGUUUUGGCUGGAUAUAUGGCCAGAAAUAAAGGUUUUAUCCCAUCUGGACCUGGAGAAAUAUCAAUACAGAGAAAGCAACUGAAGGCCAUUAUUGAAUCUCUUCUUCCAGCAUGCACGGAGCCAGAUAUAGAAACGGGUCUGCCAUUUAGAGCACAGGCAAUCAUUGCAAACCCACCGGCAUAUGGACAUGCUCAUGUUGCAGAAGCUCUUGGUGUUCCCCUUCACAUAUUCUUCACAAUGCCUUGGACGCCAACAUGUGAAUUUCCUCAUCCAUUGGCACGUGUACCUCAGAGUGCUGGAUACUGGCUUUCCUAUAUUGUUGUGGACCUACUGAUAUGGUGGGGCAUAAGGGGAUACAUUAAUGACUUCAGAAAAAAGAAGCUGAAGCUUGCUCCUAUUGCAUACUUCAGUACAUACCAUGGAUCAAUAUCUCAUUUGCCAACUGGCUACAUGUGGAGUUCUCAUCUUGUGCCGAAGCCGAAAGAUUGGGGUCCCUUGGUUGAUGUUGUUGGUUACUGUUUUUUGAACUUGGGGUCAAAGUAUCAACCUCAAGAAGAGUUUGUGCAGUGGAUUCAGAAAGGAUCGCAACCCAUAUAUAUUGGAUUUGGAAGCAUGCCUCUUCAAGAUUCCAGGAAAACAACAGAUAUUAUUUUGGAGGCAUUAAAAGAUACAGGACAAAGAGGAAUAAUUGACCGAGGUUGGGGAGAUCUAGGGCACUUUACAGAAGUUCCUGAGAAUGUUUUCCUCCUGGAAGACUGCCCUCAUGAUUGGUUGUUUCCUCAAUGUUCUGCCGUGGUUCAUCAUGGUGGUGCUGGAACCACAGCCACAGGACUUAAAGCUGGGUGUCCAACAACCAUAGUGCCAUUCUUUGGAGAUCAGUUCUUUUGGGGUGAUAGAGUACACCAGAGAGGGCUUGGACCUGCACCAAUACCAAUAUCGCAGCUCAGUGUCGAGAACCUUUCAAAUGCUAUAAGAUUUAUGCUCCAGCCAGAGGUGAAGUCCCACACAUUGGAGUUAGCGAAAUUGAUAGAAAAUGAAGACGGUGUUGCAGCUGCAGUUGAUGCAUUUCACCGGCAUUUACCUUCGGAGCUACCAUUGUCUACCACACCCUCGGAGGAAAAUGAUCAUCCAAACGCUUUACAGUGGUUCUUUCUUCAAAUUGGAAGAUUGUGCUGCCUUCCUUGUAGUUUGUGGAAUUCAUAGACUAUCUUACAGUGUUUGUACAGAUGAGUUAUUUGUUAAUUUUUUUUCCCAAUUACAUCAUUUUUUGUGAGUGGUUUUUCAUUACAUUCAUGGCUUUGAAAAAAUUUGAGAAAAUGGAACUGCAUACCAGUGUAGAUUUCUGCCGUAGAGUGUGUAAUAGCAUUAGGCUUUCUUCUGUCACCAUUUGUAAAAUUUAGAAGUUAUAGUACUGAUAGAUUAAGCUUUGAUAAUAUAUACCUUUUCGUUGGUUGUUUAGUUCCUUUUCUUUUGGUCAUUAAUUGCAUUGGCAUUUCGC